CAUAGCUCUAUUUUGCUUCUGCAAGUCAAAAUUCAUUCAUCAUAUGGUGGUUUUUGAAUAACUUUUUCUAAUUAUUAUUAGCAUGCUAACCUAAUUUAAAAAUUAUAAAAAAAUGUGUAAAAAAUCAUAAAACAAGAAAGAAAGUAAUCCAUCUUAACAAAGUCCACAAGAUUGAUUUGUCACUUAAUGAGAACGAAAAAAUAGCGCCUAAAAUUUUAUUUGUAAAAAAAAGUGAUCAAUUUAUUUAAAAUUACUGUAUUUUUUUUCCUUAUUUCCAAUUAUUCAAAAACGCAAAAGUGGUUUCUUCAUAAUGAAGGCAAUAUCGAAUUGGGACUUAUGUUAUGAUGACAUGAACUUAUAUAUAACACCAGAAUGUUUUAUAGUGGAACCAAAUGGUAAAGAAGAACUCUUAAUAAUCGAUCGGAAUUGCAGCGAAGCAAAAGUUCAGUUAAAAACAAGUCAACUCAAUCACCGAAUGCCCACACGCCGGGUAUGUGGCAUUUUGGGCACUAUUUCAUUAAUUGGUUCAAACUAUUUGCUGGUAGCCACGCACCGCUUGUAUGUUGGCAUGAUAAAUGAUGCUGUGAUUUGGCGCUUAGCUGGCUAUGAUAUAAUACCAUACAUUCCUAACGCUUGCCUAAAUGCCCAUCAAUUGAAGAAUAACGAAGUUCUUUUAAAAAUGCUUCGUAAGACAAUGGAUACACCGCAUUUUUAUUUCUCUUACGCUUACAACUUAACGCACAGUCAGCAGCGUGCACAUCAUCUGUCAGCGAAAAUAAAACAACAAAAAAGUUUAAUGGAAGGCAUUGAUGAUCGUUUCGUAUGGAAUAAGUCGUUACUAAGCAAUUUCAAAUGUUCAGAUAUGAACAAAUUUCAAUUGCCUCUAAUAUUAGGAUUUGUUUCGGUAAAUCAAGUUCAAAUUAAUGGCCAAACAUUCUUCUGGUCUAUAAUAUCCAGACGUUCUGUUCAUAAAGCAGGCACACGGUUCUUUAGUCGAGGCAUCAACGACGAUGGUCAAGUAGCCAAUUUUGUAGAAACUGAACAAAUUGUAGAAUACAAUGGCCAGUGCGUGUCAUUCGUGCAGACACGGGGCAGCAUGCCGUUCUACUGGAGUCAAUUACCAAAUUUACGUUAUAAACCCCGGCCACAUAAGAUAAAUGGAAAGGACCAUUUAUUAGCUUGUAAGCGACACUUUGAAGAACAGAUUGCUUUGUAUGGUCAGCAAGUUCUGGUUAAUUUGGUUAAUCAAAGCGGUUCUGAAGGUGAAUUGGAAUCGUUCUUUCGCAAUUUGCUUCAGUUGCUCAAAAACUCUAAACUACGUUAUGAGGCAUUCGAUUUUCACGCCGAGUGCAAAAAAAUACGCUAUGAUCGUUUAACAAUACUAAUUGAUCGUUUAGCACAUGAACAAGACCAGUUCUCUGAAUUUCAUAUAGUUAACAGUCAUAAAGCGAUUUCUACUCAAAAGGGUGUCUUCCGUACAAAUUGCAUUGAUUGUCUGGACCGUACUAAUGUGGUGCAGAGUAUGUUGGCUAAACGCUCUUUGCAGAAAACCCUUGAAAAACUAGGCAUUUUACAUCCAAGUCAAAAAAUUGAAACAGCAUCGCCAAAUUUUGAAUUGAUAUUCAAAGCGGUUUGGGCCGAUAAUGCUGAUAUGAUCUCAAUGCAAUAUUCCGGCACAGGAGCUUUAAAAACGGAUUUUACACGUACCGGUAAACGAACCAAAAGAGGGCUAUUGCAGGAUGGUGUUAAUGCUCUUACCCGUUAUUACAUAAAUAAUUUUACUGAUGGUUUUAGGCAGGAUGGCAUUGAUUUGUUCCUGGGUCGUUAUGUAGUUACAGACCCCUUAUGCGCUCCUUUGGAAGUGAAACGUUCGUGGCGUUAUAACGCCUUUCCAUCCAUACUGGUGUUCGCCGUAGCUAUGUUGUACAUAACAGCUUUAAUGCCACCAAAUUUUAAAACUGAAAAUUUGCUGUUCAUGCUUUUCUCGGGUGCCUUAAUAGCUGUUAGCGCUACCGGUAUGUUUCACUAUGGGCAUGAGUUUAUAGAUUGGCCUCGACUUUUUCGCCCCAUCAGAUUUCAAGUCUAGUGUCUGUCAUGAUAUAUUUCCGGUUUAAUAUAAGGCAAAUCUCUGCAAUUAACAAAUAUAUUCGCCAAUAUUAUCAGUAGUUGGGCUUUUGUUGGUCUGAAUAAACUAAAUGCGAACAUUUUUUCCACGUUUCAAGGAUACGUUCAAGGAUAUACAAAAUUCAUCUUUACUGUCUACGAGUCUCCUGCUUGCUUUAAUUUUAAUAUUUUUGGACCUAGAGAUCUAUUUUGUUUACACUUAUUAAAUCUCGACUAUGCUCAUUUGGUUUUUUAACAGGAACUUGCUAAAAAGUUAAUAUGUACCACAAAUAAGUGAAAUAGAAUUAAUUUAUUUUUAGUAUCCAUCAAAUGAAGAGUUUACUCAUUUUUUAUGUUGUAAGUAAACGUUAAAAUAAUUAAGUAAUAUAAAGAAAUUUUACUCGAAGGUACGCCACGAAGACCCAUUAAUUGUUAAAAAAAUAGAACACCAAAUACAGAAAGUUUUGCAAUAUUAAAAUGAAGUUCUCUUUAUCCGCGUUAGUCAAAGCAAUCUAUUUUAAUCUAGCAUUCAUCUCCAUUCAGGAACAGGUUGACACAACAAUUGAAUAAAGCCAUGAGAAUGAGGGACAAAUUAUCGAAAAAAAAUCAGGAAAAUAAUCAUCGUUACGCGCUUGAACACAAAUUGGAUUCUCGUAGCAUGAAAAUA
This is a messenger RNA of Glossina fuscipes, 2770 nucleotides long. RefSeq names its product phosphatidylinositol-3-phosphatase SAC1 (gene Sac1). The transcript has 9 exons. Gene Ontology annotation, molecular function: phosphatidylinositol-4-phosphate phosphatase activity. NCBI's taxonomy places the organism in Eukaryota, Metazoa, Arthropoda, Insecta, Diptera, Glossinidae. Bases 311 to 2086 code for a protein of 591 amino acids. The record is from RefSeq and is a predicted model, not a curated record. Gene Ontology annotation, biological process: phosphatidylinositol dephosphorylation. Gene Ontology annotation, cellular component: endoplasmic reticulum.